This is a messenger RNA of Trifolium pratense (red clover), 912 nucleotides long. RefSeq lists its product as uncharacterized. The record is from RefSeq and is a predicted model, not a curated record. Lineage: Eukaryota; Viridiplantae; Streptophyta; Magnoliopsida; Fabales; Fabaceae. Bases 144 to 716 code for a protein of 190 amino acids. The transcript has a single exon.
AUAAAUAACACAAAAAACUUAAAAAUCAAAUAAUUAAUUUUUCUAUUUUAAAAUAGAAAAAAGAAGAAGAAAAAAAAAACUCUUUGAAGUGUUUAUCACCUCCACUCAAAAUCAUAACUUCAUUUUUCAAACGGAUAACACACAUGGCUUGCAGUUCUACACCCCUCCUAUCACCACCAACAACCACCACAAUCACCACCAUCAACCACCACCACCACCACACUCUCCAACCCAUCUUCCCAAUCUUCACCAAACCCAACCUCAACCGUAAACUCACCACAAAACUCCACGUCUCCUCCUCACCAACAAACAAACCCACAACAACAACACAAACCCAAACCCAAAACCCCAACCAAGAAACCAUCUUCUUCGACGGUGGAGCUCACUACGGCGAUCUCAUCACAAACCUCUUACUAGGCUUCACUCUUGUAUGGCUGCCCUUAACUUUAGCAGCAGUUUCAAGGGCACUUUACCUUCGUUACAGGUUCACUAACUUAAGAGUGUCCGUAAUAUCAGGCUUAACUGGUGAGGAUAGAAGUGACUUUUCAUAUAGUGUGAUUAAAGAUGUUCAAGUUGUUCCUAGGUUCAUUGGUGAAUGGGGUGAUAUUGUUAUUACUUUGAAAGAUGGUACUAAGAUUGAUCUUAGGAGUGUUCCUAAGUUUAGAGAAAUUGCUAAGUAUUGUUUGUCUAUGAAGGAGAAGAGUUCUCAGGUUUAAUCAAAGGCUUUUGAUUCUUUUUUUUUAUAUACAGGUAUUUAAUAUUUGUUUUUGUAUACAUAUAUGUAUGUAAAUUUUUUAUUUGUUUUGUUUUUUGGGAUUAAUUUGAUUGUUAAGUAAUGUUAACAUGAUGAUGUACUGAAUUUUGUUGUGUAUUAUUUUUUUUUGUAAUUUAAUGAUAAUGGAAUUUGAGUAA